Messenger RNA from Anopheles arabiensis, 4539 nucleotides. RefSeq lists its product as uncharacterized. The record is from RefSeq and is a predicted model, not a curated record. NCBI's taxonomy places the organism in Eukaryota, Metazoa, Arthropoda, Insecta, Diptera, Culicidae. The coding region runs from base 224 to 4330 and encodes 1368 amino acids. The transcript has a single exon. Gene Ontology annotation, biological process: proteolysis; DNA integration. Gene Ontology annotation, molecular function: nucleic acid binding; aspartic-type endopeptidase activity.
UGGAGACGCUAACCCGUCGGCAUAAACGCGUUGCGUUGUUUGACGUUUGCUGCUUGGGUCGGAACCGAAGCCAGGAAAGUGCGCGCUCUUUGUAUGCGAUCUCCACGGUGUACGGACGUGUGUGUGAACCAGAAUAAUUUGUAACCCUUUAGAACUAUCUGAAUUACCGAAAUACAAGAACUUUUACUUCGUAAAUACAACAACUGGCGACGAGAAUACCACGAUGUCGAAACCACCUGCAAAAGAAAGCUCAGAACAAUGGAUAAUUGAAAUGUUCAACCAGCAAAAGCAAAUGCUUGAUCAGCAGCAGCAGCUCUUGAACAGUGUAUUGUCGGCGAUGAAAACAAAAAAUGAUGAUGGAUCGGAGAAAGCGAUCGAUGCCAUUGCGGGGCAAAUAAAAGAAUUUCACCACACGGAGGAUACAAACUUCGAGGCUUGGUAUAGCAGAUACGAAGGUUUGUUUCUUGACGAUGCGAAGCGGUUGGAUGACGGAGCAAAAUUGCGUCUUCUUCUUCGUAAGAUUGGCGUUACGGAGCACGAACGCUAUAUAAGUUCCAUCAUGCCGAAACAACCGAAAGACUUCGAUUUCAAAAACACCGUGGAGAAACUGAAGAAACUGUUUGGAGACCGUGAGUCCAUCGUGUGCAAACGGUUUAAAUGCUUGCAGCUAGUGAAAGAGCCUCACGAAGAGUACGGAGCGUAUGCGUGCCGCGUAAAUAAAAAGGUUGUUGAGGCGAAGUUGGCGGGGAUAGCAGAGGAGGAAAUAAAAUGUCUGUUGUUUGUCUGUGGUCUAAAACGGGAUGCGGAUGCUGAUGUACGAGUUCGGCUGCUCUCAAAGAUGGAAGACAACAGUGAAAUCACGUUAGAUCAGCUAACCGGUGAAGCUCAACGCCUGCUUAACCUGCGCCAAGAUAGCAACCUUAUCUCAAACACUGCGCAUGAGGUAAACGCAGUGAGAAAGAAUGAGACGAAACAACAAAACAUCAAAGGAGGUGGCAAGGAAGCGAAAGCAGUAAGUUGCUGGUUGUGCGGAGGGCAACACUUUGCACGAGAAUGUUCUUUUACGUCACACAAAUGCGAGGACUGCAACGAGAUAGGUCACAAGGAAGGAUUUUGUGAAACGGCGUACCGUAAUCGUUCUCGCUAUCGCAAUAACAAAGCGAAGGUAAGGGUGGUGACAGUGAACAAAAUCCAGGCUGGCCGAAAGUAUGUCACUGCUGCGCUAAACGGACGCGAGCUGAAACUGCAGUUGGAUACCGGUGCAGAUAUCACCAUUAUAUCGCAGGGAAAAUGGCGUCAGAUAGGAGGUCCCAAAUUGAGUCCAGCAUCCGUUUCAGCGAGAACAGCUAGUGGAACACAGCUUAAGCUACUAGGUGAGUUUUGUUGCAAAAUGACGAUUAACAAACAACAAAAAGAAGCGUUAGUUCGUGUUGUAGAAGAGGAACUGUUACUUUUCGGAGCAGACAGUAUGGAUGUUUUCGGGCUUUGGAAACAGCCACUUGAUGCCUUUUGCAACAUCGUUGGGUGUGUUAAAGAUGCCGCAGCAGCUGUGAUUCAGCAAUUUCCAUCGUUGUUCUCGAACGAACUUCGUUGUGAUAAGAUGAAAAUUAGUCUACAGUUGAAGGAUGACGUGAAUCCUGUAUUUCGCCCGAAACGUCCAGUAGCGUAUGCUAUGCAGUCGAUGGUUGAAGAUGAAUUGACCAGGUUAGAGGGUAAUGGCAUAAUAACACCCACUGAUUCUUCGGAGUGGGCAGCUCCGAUUGUGGUAGUACGGAAGGCGAACGGAACAGUCCGAAUAUGUGGCGACUAUUCGACAGGUCUGAAUGACGCGCUUCAGCCGCAUCAGUACCCGUUGCCUAUACCACAAGACAUAUUUACAGCCAUUGGAAAAUCAGCUGUUUUUAGUCAGAUUGACUUAGCAGAAGCUUUUCUCCAAGUGGAGGUAUGUGAAAGGAGCCGUGAGUUGUUGACGAUAAACACUCACAAGGGGCUUUACCGUUUCAAUAGAUUGCCACCGGGAGUAAAGACAGCACCUGGUGCAUUUCAGCAAAUCGUUGACUCAAUGUUGAGCGGAUUAGAAGGUGUCGCGGGUUAUAUGGAUGACAUCAUUGUAGGCGGUGCUGAUGAGGAAAGUCAUUUGAAAAACUUACGCGCAGUUUUGAUUCGUAUCGAGGAGUUUGGUUUCAAGCUACGGGCAGAAAAAUGUUCCUUUUUGAAGCCCCAAAUCCGAUACCUUGGACAUUUGCUAGACCGGCAGGGUAUACGACCAGACCCAGCAAAGAUUGAAGCGAUUUUGAAGAUGCCAGCGCCAACGCAGCUCAGCGAAGUUCGUUCGUAUUUGGGAGCGAUAAAUUACUACGGUAAAUUUGUGUUUCAAAUGAGAGAUUUGCGUUACCCCUUAGACCUUCUUUUGAAAAAGGGCGGAGAAUUCCAGUGGACAGCUGAAUGCGAAAAAAGUUUUCGCCGCUUUAAGGAGAUUUUAAGUUCAGACCUUCUCCUGACCCAUUAUGAUCCUUCCAAGGAAAUUAUUGUGUCAGCGGAUGCUUCAUCAGUAGGUCUUGGAGCUACGAUCAGUCAUCGGUUUCCAGAUGGUAGCAUAAAGGUUGUUCAGCAUGCUGCUCGUGCUCUAACGAAGGUGGAAAUGAACUACAGCCAGCCGGAUCGCGAGGGUCUUGCAAUCGUGUUUGCAGUAACAAAGUUCCACCGCAUGUUGUUCGGACGCCGCUUCAUCCUCCAAACCGACCACCAGCCGCUCCUUAGAAUCUUUGGCUCACGUAAAGGAAUUCCCUUGUGUACUGCAAAUAGACUGCAGCGCUGGGCAUUAGCACUACUUCUUUACGAUUUCGCAAUCGAAUAUGUUGCGACAGACAAUUUCGGAAAUGCCGACAUACUGUCCAGGUUAAUGGACCGACACGAGAAACCGGAGGAGGACUACGUCAUUGCUAGUAUCCAGCUAGAGGAUGAUAUUAAUCAUCUAGUAACCAGUGCUACUCAAGCCCUACCGUUGAACUUUAAAGAUUUGGAGCGUGGUACACAAGCAGAUCCUUUGUUAAGGAAGGUGUUCCAGUUCGUCCAAAAUGGUUGGCCAAAGGGUGAAGAGAAGACUGAAGACCUAAAGCAAUUCUUCGCACGACGAGAGGCCUUAUCUACGGUUGGAAAAUGCCUCUUAUUCGGAGAACGGGUAGUAGUUCCCGCGAAUCUUCGGAAUCGAGUGUUAAAACUGCUACACAAAGGUCAUCCUGGAGUAUGCCGCAUGAAGGCGCUUGCAAGAGGGUAUGUGUAUUGGCCGAAAUUGGACAGCGAAAUCGAGAAUGCAGUGAAGACGUGUCAGUCGUGUGCAAGUGCGGCGAAAUCUCCAGAGCAUUGCACACCAGUAGAUUGGCCAAAAACUACAGGCCCCUGGCAGCGUAUUCACGUUGACUACGCUGGACCUAUGGAGGGAGAGUAUUAUUUUCUGGUUGUAGAUUCCUACUCGAAAUGGCCGGAAAUAAUACCAACGCGUCAAACCACAGCACAAGCGACAGUUCAAAUGUUACGGGGAUUGUGUGCACGGUUUGGUAUACCAGAAACUGUCGUAAGCGAUAAUGGAACACAGUUUACAAGUUCGGAGUUCCGUGACUUUUGUAUGGAGAAUGGUAUUCAUCACGUGCGGACUGCGCCAUACCACCCGCAGUCAAACGGCCAAGCCGAAAGGUUUGUUGACACGUUUAAGAGAGCGGUCAAGAAGAUUCGGGAGGGUAGAGGUGAGAUGCACGAGGCUUUGGAUGAAUUUCUUUUCACCUACAGGAACACGCCGAAUAGAAUCUUGGAUCAAAAAUCGCCGGGGGAGAUGAUGUUAAAUCGCAAGGUUCGAACGUCUCUGGAGAUGUUGCGUCCAUCAUUUCGCGAUAUUCGACCAGCGGAUCCAGUGGUGGCCGACGAAGCUACUAGGAGGAGUUUCUCCAUAAACGACCGUGUCUACGCAAAGCGAUACCAUCGAAACGGCUGGGAAUGGGUAUCUGGAGUAGUCGACAAGCGCGUGGGUAACGUAAUGUACAUGGUCAAAAUCGAUGGCAAGACCUUGCGCUAUCAUGUGAACCAGCUUCGGAUGCGUAAUGCAGAGACCAACGAAGGGCGAACUCAGCAACCAAUGCCACUGAAUGUGUUAUUAGAUGCCUGGGAUAUGUCUGGAACAACGGUGUCAGCAUCCUCAUCUGAAACAUCGGCAGCGACUACAACAAAUCUUGCGGAACGUGAGAUGACACCUGCGGAUGGUACAGAAGCAAGCCUACGCCGCUCGACGAGAGUGAGGAAGCAGCCUGCGUGGUUGGAGGGGUAUCAUCGCAGUUAAAGCGGGGGAAUGUUGGAGACGCUAACCCGUCGGCAUAAACGCGUUGCGUUGUUUGACGUUUGCUGCUUGGGUCGGAACCGAAGCCAGGAAAGUGCGCGCUCUUUGUAUGCGAUCUCCACGGUGUACGGACGUGUGUGUGAACCAGAAUAAUUUGUAACCCUUUAGAACUAUCUGAAUUACCGAAAUACAAGAACUUUUACUUCGUAAAU